AUGGCAAACUCGAAUGCAUUACACGGUACAGUAGAAAUUUCUGAAUCUCCUGUAGACAAAUUCCAGAUACUUAUUAAUAUAACUGGUAGUCACUUAAGUGAUCAAGAAAGAUUGAAAUAUCGUCUAAGAAGUACAGAAGAUUCACUUUUUGUUGAACUGUAUCCACAGUUUUCAUCUCCAGCUCAUCGUAAUGAUGGUGAAGAAGAGAAAAUCUAUUUACAACUGUUAUGCGUUACAAUUAUAUCCCUUGUUCUAGUUGUAUUUGUUGUUUCUAUUAUAUUUUCUUGUUGGUGGACUAAAAGUUAUAAAAUACCAAUUGAUUUAGGUGUUACAGAUGCUGUUUACUAUAUUUCUUUGAAACAUGAGGAUGGUUUAGUAGACGGAGAGAAGAAAGAUUCAAGGAAGAAAUCAGCUGAAUCUGCAUCAAACGUCAAUGUAGCUAAUAUAUCUACAAAUUCUGGAAAUCAGUGCGAAUUGAUUGAAUUGAUAUCAACUCCACAUUCAAGAUCUGAAAAUAACAAUCAAACAAAAGCAUAUGUUUACGUCUCACCAACUGUGGCGUAUGCCACUGUUUCUAUUGGAAACAAUCCACAAUUAAACGUUUCAGCACUAAGGACUAUUCUACCGGCAAACUAUCCAUUACCACGUUAUGUUGUAGCAGCUGGUGAAAUGAGGAGUACUGGAAACAAUAACAAUAAUGUGACUUCGGAUUUAGAUCGAUUACCAGAUGGGACAAUUAUUGGCACACCAAUAUUAUUAUCAGCUAAUUCUUCGAAUGGUGUUAUCGCAGUUGCCAGUGCAGUUCCCCUGUAUGUCAGUAAUUAUAUUUCGGGUGCUUCGGGAGAAUUAAUGACAACUUCAAGUAUCGGUUAUAUGCCAUCUUUUUCAAUUCCAUCAAGUGUAAUUCCUGUGUCGUGCGAUUCUCAUCAAAUCCUUAAUCAUUAUAUACCUGGUCAUGGUUCAGAUGAAACAAGCGGUAUUCUUUCAGACUCUGAAGGUAGUACAAGCUUUACAGCUGGAGCUCAAACAAACACAUUUUUUCUGUCACAUCCAUUUUAUCCGGCUUCUGGUAGUUCUGAUGUGCAAGUUAUACAACCGGUAAUUAGUAGUAGUGGUAUCAUUCCUAAAUCAACAAGCUCCACAUUUUUAAAGUCGCUGACCUCACAAGGCAUUUCUAUCGGCAUUUCUGCUGCGAUUCCAUUUCUUCUUCAAUCAAAUUACCGUACCGGUGGCUAUAAUUUACAAGCAACAUUUUCAAUAUCAGCUUGGCCUCAUGCUAUGAAACUUCUCUGGGCUCCAAUAGUUGAUUCAAUUUACGUCAAUUUUAUUGGAAGACGGAAAACGUGGCUCAUAAUAACUCAGUAUGCGAUUGGAAUUGAGUUAAUUGUGCUAGCAAGUCGUAUCGAUGAUUUGUUUGGACGUGACCCUAACAAAGCGUAUAGUCAGUUAGGAUCACAUCAUCCAGUUGCUAUAAUACCCUUAACUAUAGCAUUUUUCGUACUUACAUUUUUGACAGCUACACAAGAUGUUGCGGUUGAUGGCUGGGCCUUGACAUUGCUAUCGAAGAAGAAUGUUGGUUUGGCUUCUACUUGUAAUAAAGUUGGACAGAGCCUUGGUUAUGCGUUAUCAUUUAUUCUCUUAGUUUGCUUAGAAUCUCCUGAUAUUCCUAACAAAUAUCUUAGACGAACGCCUAUAGCAGACAAAGGAUUAAUAACAUUUUCCGGUUUUCUCUAUGCAUGGGGUUUUGGUUUCAUGAUAUUUAACACAGUUUUGGUAAUAUUUAAACAUGAAAAAGGCUCGAAAUUGGAUGGGAUUAUACGUCACUUCGUAAAAAGUCGUUUAUUCAGUAAAUCGAAAUACUCGACGCACUCAUUGAACAGUGAACAGACGGCAAAUAAAAACGAACAAACGGAUGGAAGUGAAAAAGUCUCAUUGCUUAAUACAUAUAAGACUAUUAUUGGUGUUAUUCAACUGAAACCUGUCGCGUUGUAUUUGGUAUUGUUAGUUUUAGCAAAGGUAUGUGCUUUUGGUACAUAUAGAGCUACAAGUUUAAAGAUAAUCGAACAGGGUUUUUCUAGAGAGAAACUGGCAUUAUUAAACCUUGGAUUUUUGCCAAUGGAUUUUUUUUUACCCUUCUUAUUUAUGCGUUUUACUACUGGACCGAAACCAUUGACUUCUGGUCUAAUGAUAUUUUUACCAAGGUUACUGACAAAUUGUUUAUUUAUUCCAAUUAUUCAUUUCAUACCGCAUUUUCGAAUGAUUUCAAAUGAUACCAUAAUGAUGAAUAAUUCGAAUAUGACAACAUUAAAUAAUUACACAACUAAUAAUAUUAAUAAUCAUACAAUUAUUUUAAUGAAAGAUAAACCAACUUAUUCAUUUCCAUUGAUAUUCUAUGCAAUAUUGAUAAGUGGCUUCCUUUUGGAUAAAAUUACAUCAACAAUUAUAUAUGUACAAUUUCAUGCGUUUCAUGCCAAAAUAAGUGAUCCGAUUAUUGGAGGAACCUAUAUGACAUUAUUGAAUACUGUAGUAAAUCUUGCUGGUGCUUUAGGAACUACUGUCUCUCUCGCUCUAAUAGAGCGUUUGACAAUUCAUUCAUGUACGAAAAAUGCCAGUCAUUCUGGAAUACAUACAAACACUAGUGGGAUAUUUUUAAAUAGUUCAUUGGCUACUGAAAAUACCACUUGCUAUACUUUAGAUGGAAAUAACACAUGUAUUAAUCCAAUAGAAUCAUGCGUUAAAGUAUUCGAUGGAUACUAUAUUGAAGUGAUAGCUCUUUUCUUCAUUGGUUUAAUAUUAUUUAUAUGGUUCUUUUAUCCAAAAGCAAAAUAUUUGCAAAGUUUACCAGUAACGAAAUUUUAUUACAAUCCAACUACUGAUGAAUACAGUUGUUUUGGUCGUAAAUUUAACUGUUGUCGUAAAACGGAAAAUCAGUCAUUAGAUAUAACUGAUAAUUUUGAAAGUAUGGAAAACAAUGCUGAUACUACUAGUACUGCUGCUGUUGCUACUACUACUACUACUACUACUACUAAUAAUAAUAAUAAUAUUAAUGGUGAAAUCAAAUUACUAUUGAACAAUUAA
Molecule: messenger RNA, 3078 nt
Organism: Schistosoma haematobium
Lineage: Eukaryota; Metazoa; Platyhelminthes; Trematoda; Strigeidida; Schistosomatidae
Product: Major facilitator super domain-containing protein 3
Exons: 14
Coding region: 1-3078 (1025 amino acids)
Cellular component (GO): membrane
Molecular function (GO): acetyl-CoA transmembrane transporter activity
Source: RefSeq, a predicted model, not a curated record